AUGGCUAUAAAUGGCCAUACUUCACCAGAGCCAGACUCAGAAACAAUCAGCAUCUACAAUGCAAAAUCCGUUUCUGAGAUCCGUGCGGCCCUAGCCGAGCUACAUCACAAGGAGGCCACGGUGACCACUCAGUUAGACGCCCUGAUCAAUGGACAGAAAGACCUCCAACGAGAACUUGGACGUCUUGAUCUUUUUCGUGCCAAUGCCACCACUCAGGCAUCUAAAGCCCGGGCAAUAAGCAAUGGCAUGUUAUCAGACGCCGCUGCCAAUGCGAAACGAAUUUCAAACUCUGUCAAGCGGCUUGAUCUCGAGCAGGAACGCGUCAAAGCCACUUUGACGGUCGUUGAGCAAGUAGGAGAAUUGAAAGCAUGCGUGCUCGGUGUCUCAGGCUCCAUGGGUGCGGCUCAAGACUGGGAAACGGCUGCAAGCUAUCUGAGUCGAGCCUCGAAAAUCCCCCGGGAGGUCAUUGACGGACCGUUCGCCGCCAGAGUUGUCCCAACGGCAGAAGUACCAGAUUCACCUGCCGUUACACUUGAAGCUGCCUCAGAAUCUCUUUGCAAUCUGUUCUUGAGAGAGUUCGAAAAGGCAGUCAAGGACAAUGACGGUGCUAGAAUCACUCGUUUUUUCAAGUUGUUCCCUCUCAUUAGCCGAUCAGAUGUCGGGCUUGACGUGUACGGUCGUUAUGUCUGCCAAGGUGUGGCCAGUCGUGCCAGGACCAAUCUCAACGCUGGCACUGGAGGAAAUCAGAGCAAAGACGGCUUUUUUUAUGCCAACGCAUUGACCAAGUUGUUCGAGCAUAUUGCCCAAAUCAUUGACGGUCACGGUAGUCUUGUUGAACACCACUACGGUCCUGGAAAGAUGACAAGAGUCAUCGAGCGUCUACAGGUCGAGGCUGAUAUGCAAGGAGGCAUUAUUCUCGACACCUGGGCCGACGAGCGAAGAAUCGACCGGCAGCUCACCGACAUCAGAUCAUACGCGUUCAUGUUCCUCGUCCAGAGUUUCAUGCCCGCUCAACGAGGCGCAGCGGGCACUCCACGGUCAAACUCCCCUGCGCCAGGACGAGCCAGCGAAGAUGAGUCGGUCGACAUGAAACAAGUCGACGCUCUCUUGAAUGAGAUGGCACUGAUGCUCGGAAAAUGGUCGCUGUACACCCGCUUCGUGGCCAACAAAUGCCACAACCCAUCCAAAGGUGGCGAGGACGAAACACCGGAAGUCCCACCAUUCCUCAUCAACUCGAGCCUGAUGAAGAAGAUCCAAGACAAGGUCCUCACACCUUUCAACACCAUGACGACUUUCUUUUUCCGUCGCUCCGUGGAGAAAGCCUUCCAGCUCGACGAAUCACCACCGGAUCUCUCCCUCAACCCUCAUCGACCACUCAACUCGAACCCACCACACGUGACCUCCGCAAUCGAAGACAUCAUGUACAUUGUCAAUAAGAUCCUCCAGCAGUCGCUGGCAACCUCUCAAAAAGCCGUCGUCGCCAACGUCAUCCCCACUCUCGACCGUAUCCUCAACUCGGACUUCAUCGGCAUGGAGCAGCGCAAGAUGCGGGACGAGAGCUAUCCGAAAUCCGCGAUCCCAGGACAACUCCCGCCAGAAGCAACCAUCGUUUCCUUCCUGGUACUGAUCAACAACCUCGACGUCGCAAAAGACUACGUCGACCAGAUCGUGCGGGCCCGGACACAACCAACCACCAACUCAUCACACCAACUACUCGAAGACCUCUACCCGGCGCCUGGCGAAGCUGCCACCGUCUCCCUCACCCUGACCGCGAUGACCAGCUCGUUCGCGGAGAAAUCCUCAGCUGUGAUCACCGACGCCAUCGACGUGAUCAACACGAACGUGAUGCGGCCGCGGCUGCGACCGAUCCUGAUGGACGCGUUCCGCGACACAGACUACAACCUGAGCAAAGAGCAGCUCUCGGACCUGGUGCAACAAGGUCUGGAAACCUCGGACGGCGUAGCCACCCACGGGGACAACGACAGCUAUUUCUCUGACGAGGUGCGCAUGCGGUUCCAACUGGGCUGGGACGCGCUGACGAAGCCGAUCGGGCGCAUCAUGACGGAGCGCACGUUCGACACGCUCCUAGGGCUUGUGAUCGCGCGGCUCGCCAAGUUGAUCGAGAGCCGCCUGUGGACGUACCAUGGACGGGUCAAUGAGGUGGGUGCGUCGCGGCUCGAGCAUGAUGUCAAUGAGAUUGUCAAGGUCGUGGUGAAGGGCCAGAAAUAUUCGUUCCGCGAGGCCUUCUUGCGCUGCACCCAGAUCUGCAUGAUUAUGAACAUGGAUGAUGAUGAGUGGGAGGAGACGCUCGAGUCCGGUGGCGAGGUCGCUGACAAGUUGAAGCCCGAGGAGCGGGUUAGGGCUAGGAGUAUGGUCAAGGAGAGUGCUUCAUAG
This is a messenger RNA of Exophiala bonariae, 2394 nucleotides long. RefSeq lists its product as uncharacterized. The record is from RefSeq and is a predicted model, not a curated record. NCBI's taxonomy places the organism in Eukaryota, Fungi, Ascomycota, Eurotiomycetes, Chaetothyriales, Herpotrichiellaceae. The transcript has a single exon. The coding region runs from base 1 to 2394 and encodes 797 amino acids.